AUGAUAAGAUUUAUUCUCAUCCAAAACAGAGCUGGUAAAACUCGACUUGCAAAAUGGUACACUCAUUAUGAUGAAACAGAAAAGCAAAAACUCAUUGAAGAUGUACAUGCUCUCAUUACAGUCAGAGAUGCCAAACACACCAAUUUUGUCGAGUUCCGAGACUUCAAGGUGGUUUACAGAAGAUAUGCAGGCCUCUUUUUCUGCUUUUGCGUCGACGUAGAUGAUAAUAAUCUGAUGCAUUUGGAAGGAAUUCACAAUUUCGUCGAGGUGCUGAAUGAGUAUUUCCACAAUGUCUGCGAACUCGAUUUGGUCUUUAAUUUUCACAAAGUCUACUCCGUUGUCGACGAAGCAUUUCUCGCCGGAGAGCUGCGAGAAACAAGCCAGCAAAAGUUGCUGAAAGAAAUAAACACCCUUAAUUCUCUCGAAUAA
Molecule: messenger RNA, 429 nt
Organism: Oikopleura dioica
Lineage: Eukaryota; Metazoa; Chordata; Appendicularia; Copelata; Oikopleuridae
Source: the annotation of a GenBank genome assembly